CCCUCCAGGCCCAUGGCGGCGGCCGCGGCGCUCCCGGGCGCGGGCGGCCCUCCCGCAGGCGGUGGGGCGGGCAGCGGCGGGUCCCCGCCCGGCGGCUGGGCCGUGGCGCGCCUCGAGGGCCGCGAGUUCGAGUACCUGAUGAAGAAGCGCUCGGUGACCAUCGGGCGCAACUCGUCGCAGGGCUCGGUGGACGUGAGCAUGGGCCACUCGAGCUUCAUCUCCCGCCGCCACUUGGAGAUCUUCACGCCCCCGGGCGGCGGCGGCCAUGGCGGGGCCGCCCCCGAGCCGCCCGCGCAGCCGGGCCCCGACGCCGGCGGCGACUUCUACCUGCGCUGCCUCGGCAAGAACGGGGUGUUCGUGGACGGCGUGUUCCAGAGGCGCGGGGCGCCGCCGCUGCAGCUGCCGCGCGUGUGCACCUUCAGGUUCCCCAGCACAAACAUCAAGAUCACAUUCACUGCCUUGUCCAACGAGAAGCGGGAGAAGCAGGAGGCGCCUGAGUCCCCAGUGAAGCCCGUGCAGGCCCAUAUCUCGCCCCUGACCAUCAACAUUCCAGACACCAUGGCCCACCUCAUCAGCCCCCUUCCCUCCCCUACGGGGACCAUCAGUGCUGCAAACUCCUGCCCAUCCAGUCCCCGGGGAGCGGGGUCUUCAGGGUACAAAAUGGGCCGUGUGAUACCGUCUGACCUCAAUUUAAUGACCGACAACUCACAGCCAGAAAAUGAAAAGGAGGCAUCAGGUGGAGAUAGUCCCAAGGAUGAUUCAAAGCCACCUUAUUCCUACGCACAAUUAAUUGUACAAGCAAUUACGAUGGCUCCUGACAAACAGCUCACUCUCAAUGGAAUUUACACUCACAUCACUAAAAAUUACCCAUACUACAGGACCGCGGACAAGGGCUGGCAGAAUUCAAUUCGCCACAAUCUCUCUCUGAAUCGUUAUUUCAUCAAAGUACCACGUUCCCAGGAAGAACCAGGCAAAGGCUCAUUCUGGAGGAUAGACCCCGCCUCUGAAAGCAAACUGAUAGAGCAGGCUUUUAGGAAGAGACGGCCUAGGGGCGUGCCUUGCUUUAGAACCCCUCUGGGACCGCUCUCCUCUAGAAGCGCGCCGGCCUCUCCCAACCACGCUGGAGUGCUGUCGGCUCACUCCAGUGGCGCCCAGACCCCUGAGAGCCUGUCGAGAGAAGGUUCACCAGCCCCCCUGGAGCCUGAGCCUGGUGCCCCACAGCCCAAACUCGCUGUCAUCCAGGAGGCGCGCUUUGCGCAGAGCGCCCCAGGUUCACCUCUGUCCAGCCAGCCCGUUCUCAUUGCGGUGCAGCGGCAGCUGCCUCCAACCAUCAAGCCUGUCGCCUACACUGUUGCUGCCCCCGUCACCACCUCCCAGCAGCCUGUGGUGCAGACGGUGCAUGUCGUCCACCAGAUCCCCACCGUGUCUGUCACCAGCGUGGCCGCACUGGCUCCUGCCAGCACGUACACGGUCGCCGGGCAGGCUGUGGUCACCCAGGCGACCGUGCUAGCCCCUCCGAAGGCAGAGCCACAAGAGAACGGGGACCACAGGGAGGUGAAAGUGAAAGUGGAACCCAUUCCCGCCAUCAGCCACGCCACACUGGGCGCUGCAAGCCGCAUCAUUCAGACGUCCCAGACUGCCCCUGUGCAGACAGUCACCAUCGUCCAGCAGGCACCGCUGGGGCAGCACCAGCUUCCCAUAAAAACUGUCACACAGAACGGGACGCACGUGGUGCCGGUCCCCACCGCCCUCCACGGCCAGGUGAACAGCGCAGCAGCAAGUCCUCUGCACAUGCUGGCGACGCAUGCCUCGGCCUCGGCCUCCCUCCCCACCAAGCGCCAGAACGGCGACCAGCUGGAGCAGCCGGAGCUGAAGCGGGUCAAGACCGAAGAGGGCGAGAGCAUCGUCAUCGCCCUGAGCGCGGACACGCCGGCGGCCGUGCGGGAGAAGAGUGGCCAGAACUAGCGGCCCAGGAAACCGCGACUCUGGUGCCAAAAGGAGACCGCGCCCGUCCUCGGUGGGUAGAGGGCCCUGUGGUUGGACUUCACCUCAGCACUGAACACGGAAAACCCAGGUGGCCUUAAAACUCCUUAAUUCGGACUGAAGUCACACCCGAACAAAGCCGCUUCCGGAGACCGUGUCCCCGCCCGACACAGCCUCUUCCUCCCGGCAGGGACUCUGCUCCCUCGAGCAAGGCCGCACUCAGUGCCCACCCACCUGCCGGACUGGCUCCUGCGAGGGGCCUGCAGGGGCCACACCCACUGCCCUCCGAGGGCCCACAGGCCGGCACUGGGAGACAAGACAGUAUUUUGUUGUUCACACGUGGAAUUAGAAUAUUUUGAGGUGUACUUUCUUACUUUACAAAAUAAUGGGGUCUUUGACAUUUCACAUCACUCCAUUUCUACUCUGGAAAUUUGGAAUCACACAGGACCUUUCGUGUGGAUUUCAUUUGGGGAAAAGAAACACCAUUUUGUUUUCAUUUGUUUUCAGCUGAUGGAAUGAUUUGCUUUUGUCUGUCCCGUCUAAGUUCAGAUGGAGCUUCUUGGCGACCUCUGCAAGUUGUCCCCGUUAGCGCCAUUGCCUGAUGAAUUGACCCCACCUCCAUUUCAUGUAGGACGCACGGUGGACAGACACUGCGGGCUGCAUGUGGCCAUGGCGGAGAGAGCUGCCCGCUGCACUUAACUGUUUCUCUUGCUAUUUUCUGUUGUUUGUUUCUUUGUGUUGACUUUGUCCCUGGCCUAACUUCCACUCUAAGUAAAACGAGUCUCCUAAGAAUUGUGUAUGUUUAAAACAACGAACUCUUACUGCUUCAUUUGGAAAGGAAAAAGACCCGCCCUUGUCUCUUCCCCCGUUUCUAACCUGUCACAGAGCUCUCCGUUCGGCACACCUGCUGCUUUGGGUGCCACCCUCUGGCUUCGGGCCUCGUCCACCAGCUGUCUGCCCAGCACUGGCACGCUGUCCCCCGCCGUGGGGCGCGUAGCUGUGCUAGGAAUGACCCGUCGUUUCCUGGGAAAGGGGUAGGCAAGUCCCCUCAGCCUCUCCGAGCUGACUGCAGCCAGGCCGAUGUCUCUCCUACGGGCAGGAACCAGGUGAGAAGCAUCCGAGCCCGCCUGGGGCCGCAGGCGCCUGAGGACCAGGUGUGGCCCUUCCUGGCAUGUUCAGGGCUCAGGCUGAGCGGCCAUGCGAGAACGGGGGCUUCGGCCCCAUCGUGAAUUUUUAAAUGUCAUCUUCAUAACAUUAUUUAUUUAAAUGUAGUUAUUUUGGUAUUUAAUUUUUUUUUUUUAAUAGAAGAGAAACCCUGUAUUUUCCUGGUGGAAUGAAACAGCUCAGAAUGGUAUAUUUAGGCGAUCUCAAAACAUUUAUUAUUUACCUAAAGACCAAAUAUGAUAAAUCUGUUCUAAGUAUUGUGUGUCGAUCCACAGUAUGGAGCUGUCACAUGUUAUUGCAGAUAAUGCAUAUUAAAAAUUAUGAAAUUACCGCACACUAGCUGGAUUUAUACUCAGCCACUUAAAUAAAAUGGAACCAUGUGAAUGAGACCACGUGUGUGACAGGAGCAAAACUAACUUGCACACGGAGGCAGGCGGGUCAGCACCUCAGGGAGCGCAUCCUCACUGCCAGGCACUUUACAGACACCUCAGAAUGUAGUUUUAUCUUUUUACUCAAGAGGUUUGCAAGUUUGUCAAAAGAAAAAAAUCGACUGGCACUAGACAGGGUGGGAAGAGGUGGAGGCUGGGCUCCUCCAGUCCUGAUAGUUCACUGCCAAUAGCCUGAGGUGGGUGAACAGACUAGGCAGCCUGCUGGACAAAGGGCUCGGUUGACAAACAGAUGCUCCGUGCACCCUCUGGAGCUGUGUCUACACUGCAGGGUGCCUGUCACCAGUGAGCAACAAAGACUCAGGGAGAUUCUCUUGCUCCCUGUGUAAACACAGCCUAUCACUUAUUUCUGAGCCUACAACCAACAUUAUGGGUCUGGAGGAACUCGGCUGUGAUUAUAGAAAGUGUGCUUACUUAGUUCUCGAGUUUUAAAACAGAAUGGGUUUUCACUCUAAGGCAGCUGGAGCGGGCCCUUCUCUUUCUCUUCAGUGCAGUAUUCAUUCGGCUUAUUCGUUGUUGCAGUUGUGUUAGACUACCAGGGGGAAGGCAGGAGAAACACCCAUGAACUAGCCGACUGCUAGAACCCAGGCUCACUUGAAGAACUUCCGGAAUCAGCUCCCUGUCCCAGGAGCUAAGAGCCUUCCACACUCUCAGGGUCACUGCUCCAUCCCGCUUGCUGGCUUCAAUGCCGGGUGCUACAGCAACACCACCGGUCGCACCAACUCCCUCCCAGCUGCCCCCAGGCGGAUCCGAACUACUGCCAGCCUCAGCUUCCACCUCUGCCCUCUGCGCUCCCCGAGGGCUAGAUACUUCAUUUCAGCAGCUCUGCCCUGAGCCACUCGAGAGCAGAGAUGGGACGUUCACAUUCCAAGGUGUCUGCGUAUUCGUCAGCUCGUCUCCUCUCGCUUUGCUAGAGCCCCACCCCUGCUUCCUCUGCAGGGGUCGUGGUCAGAGGGCCUGGGCCACCGGGUCAGGACUUGGGAUUUCUGUGCUAGUGACCAGGAGAUAAGCGACAAUCUUCAAGUCCUGACCGCCACUAUUUUAGGAAGUAUAGUGAUUUGUGUGCAAAGAUUUGAAAUCUUAAAAAGUACCAAGUUCCUGAAAUUCAAUAAAAUAUUUUUAUUAAUUUUUA
This is a messenger RNA of Sorex fumeus (smoky shrew), 4725 nucleotides long. It is a transcript of the gene FOXK2, whose product is annotated as forkhead box K2. Gene Ontology annotation, molecular function: protein binding; RNA polymerase II cis-regulatory region sequence-specific DNA binding; DNA-binding transcription factor activity, RNA polymerase II-specific. The transcript is spliced from 9 exons. The record is from RefSeq and is a predicted model, not a curated record. Lineage: Eukaryota; Metazoa; Chordata; Mammalia; Eulipotyphla; Soricidae. Gene Ontology annotation, biological process: regulation of transcription by RNA polymerase II. Bases 13 to 1965 code for a protein of 650 amino acids.